Messenger RNA from Neltuma alba, 1014 nucleotides. RefSeq lists its product as uncharacterized. Gene Ontology annotation, cellular component: endoplasmic reticulum. The transcript is spliced from 2 exons. NCBI's taxonomy places the organism in Eukaryota, Viridiplantae, Streptophyta, Magnoliopsida, Fabales, Fabaceae. Bases 1 to 1014 code for a protein of 337 amino acids. The record is from RefSeq and is a predicted model, not a curated record.
AUGGCUUCCUCUUGGCUUUGCUCUCCCAAAUUUCUAGCCUUCAUCAUGGUCCUCUCAGCGAUACCAGUCAGCAUAAUCAUUUCCUUGGAGUUAUCGAAUCCCCCCACGCACGUGUACUACUACCACAGCAAUGGAUGGUUCAGAGAAUGCGGCAAGUGGGACGAUCAAAAUAGGCGCUUCAUCGUCGGUUUCGUGGAAGGCGGAAUCGGUCAGAUUCCGGUAACCGGAGUGGAAAAUGAGGUAUUAGAGGAGGUACCGGUGGUCAGAGACGUCGACCUGGCCGGAAAUUCAACGCUGGGCAUUUUCAUCGACCGACCAAGGAAUAGACUGCUCGCAGUUCAUGCAGAACCAUGGCGAAAUCGCUACUCAGCGCUUGCAGCCUACGAUUUGCAAACGUGGAAACGAUUAUUCCUGACUCAACUCAGUGGCCCAAGUGACGAGAAAUCAUUAGCGAACGAUGUAGCAAUUGAUCCACAAGGUAACGCUUAUGUAACUGAUGUGAAAGCCAGUAAGAUUUGGAAGGUAGGGGUGGAAGGGAAGUUGAAAUCAAUCAUCAGAAACCCACUGUUCAAGGCAAAAGAAUGGUACAAGAACCUGGGCUUAGGUGCAUUAAACGGCAUCGUUUACCACCCAGAUGGGUUCCUCAUAGUGGUUCAUACAUAUAGCGGAAACUUGUUGAAAGUUGACUUAUCAAAAAGCAAUGAAGAAGAAUACGAAGUGAAGCUGAUAAAUGUGAAGGGAGGGUCUCUCACUUUAGGAGAUGGUCUGGAAUUAGUGUCUCAGACUAAACUUGUGGUUGCUGCGAAGCAUCCUACUGCGAGAUUACUUGAGAGUUUUAAUGGCUGGGAAACAGCUUCUGUGGUGGCAACAUUCUCAGGGCUUAGGCAUAAACAUAGGUCGCCAACACCAGUAACUGUGAAGGAUGGUAAGGUUUAUAUCAAUCAUUUGCUUGGGAUGGGGUAUCCUAGAAGGAAGCAUGCUUUUGUUCAAGCAGAUCUUGGCGAAAUAGAAUAA